AGCCAGAGGUAAAGGAGAGUAUACCAAACUGUUUGACGACGGAACCUAUAGUUGUGCUGGCUGUGCAACUCCUCUUUACAAGUCCACCACUAAGUUCGACUCUGGUUGUGGCUGGCCUUCCUUCUUCGAUGCAAUCCCUGGUGCCAUUAAACAAACGCCGGAGGCAGGAGGGAGACGAAUGGAGCUAACGUGUGCCACAUGCGAUGGACAUUUAGGUCAUGUUGUCAAAGGAGAAGGUUUUCCCACAGCCACCGAUGAGCGUCAUUGCGUCAACAGUGUUUCUCUCAAGUUUUCCGAAAUUUCUUCCCAAUAAAACGACAUAUCUAUAUUUGAUGACCACUCUUGUUCGACCAAUUCUUCAUCUCCUUCAAGAAAAUUUGAAGAUCAAGUGUGAUUGUUUGAGAUUGUUCUGUUGUGUUUCGUUCCGAGUCAUGUGUGAUAUGCUCCCAUUGUUGUUUGUCACUUGUGUGAUUUUUUUUUCUUUUUACUUAUUUAAUAUUAUAUGUUAUAUUUCCAUUGAUCACCUUGAUAUGUUAAAUGUACGUUAGUCUUAUAUAAUAAA
Molecule: messenger RNA, 562 nt
Organism: Capsella rubella
Lineage: Eukaryota; Viridiplantae; Streptophyta; Magnoliopsida; Brassicales; Brassicaceae
Product: peptide methionine sulfoxide reductase B9
Exons: 2
Biological process (GO): protein repair; response to oxidative stress
Molecular function (GO): peptide-methionine (R)-S-oxide reductase activity
Source: RefSeq, a predicted model, not a curated record